Molecule: messenger RNA, 1994 nt
Organism: Oryzias latipes (Japanese medaka)
Lineage: Eukaryota; Metazoa; Chordata; Actinopteri; Beloniformes; Adrianichthyidae
Gene: rundc3aa
Product: RUN domain containing 3Aa
Source: RefSeq, a predicted model, not a curated record
UCCAGCUUGACGCCGUUCAUUUUGUCCUGGUCCUGUCCUUCUGUUGCAUCCGCCGCAACAUCCGCGGCCCCCCGCAGAGGACAGCGAGCGCUCGGAGCACGCAGGCCCCGCGGAGGGAAAGGGUCCUGGCCUGGGCGCGGAUCGCGAGGAGGCCGCGGGCCCUGCCGUUGGAUGGAGUCGGGGUGCGUUCAGACAGCAAUGGCUAUGGGCUUGACAUCGAAGAAGGCGUCUAGUCGGAGCGUCGCGGUGGAGCGAAAAAACCUCAUCACGGUGUGCAGGUUCUCGGUGAAAACCCUUCUGGAAAAAUACACCGCAGAGCCCAUAGAUGACUCAUCUGAGGAGUUCAUUAACUUUGCGGCUAUUUUAGAGCACAUCCUGAGCCACCGCUUCAAAGGUAACACCACAGGCUCGGGAAGCUGGUUCAGCUCGGACGGACAGCGCAGUUUCUGGGAAUACAUCCGUCUGGCCUGCAGCAAAGUGCAGAACAACUGCGUCUCCAGCAUCGAAAACAUCGAGAACAUCAGCACAUCCAGAGCAAAGGGCCGAGCGUGGAUUCGGGUGGCGCUCAUGGAGAAACGCCUCUCGGAAUAUGUGUCCACUGCUUUGAGGGACACCAGAACCACCAGGAGGUUCUAUGACGACGGAGCCAUUAUGCUCAGAGAGGAAGCCACGGUGCUGACCGGCAUGCUGAUUGGACUCAGCGCCAUCGACUUCAGUUUUUGUCUGAAAGGGGAGAGUCUGGAUGGGAAAUCUCCGGCUGUGAUUGACUACACGCCCUACUUGAAAUUCACCCAAAGCUACGACUACCUCAGUGAUGAGGAGGACCGGCGCAGCGUGGACAGCAGCAACAGCGAGGAGAGCGUCCCCGAGCAUCCUUACAUCCCUCUGGUCACGGACGAGGAGAGCUGGAGCAACAAGUGUCGCAAAAUGGAGCAAAGGUUCAAGAUCGUCUACGCCCAGAAGGGUUACCUGGAGGAGCUGGUGCGUUUGCGGGAGUCGCAGCUGAAGAAUGUGGAAACAGAGAACAAGCGAUUGAGAGCCAAAGUGGAGGAGCUGUCAGUGCAGAGCCAGCAGGAGAAGAAGGAGCUUGAAGCCAUCGUUCUGGAACUGCAGGCUCAACUCACUGCCCUCACGCCCUGCAAUUCCUCCAAUCUGGCUAAAGAUCUGUCCAUCCCGCUGGUCAACCAGUGGUCUGCCAUCACAAACGACCAAGGCGAUGUCAAGAUUUUCCGCAGGAGGAGUUUCCACAGUCUGGAGCUGCUCUCUGCAGAUGUCAGUCUGAACUCGGACUCCCAGAAGCUGGAAGGGAGACAGAACGGAGAUGCUGCCUGGACCUCAGCAGGAAAAGACAACACUCCAUCCAUGCUGGGUCUUUGCGGCUCCCUGGCCUCUUUACCGAGCUCCAAGUCCCUGGCGAGCCUCAAGUCCAGCGAGUGUUUGGUCAACAUCAGCACCGAGCCCAGCCCUGCACUCUCUCCCAGCUAGGAGCAACAUGACUUAACUCUGAGCCUGUCUGACUGGAGAUGCUGCGUUGACUCUGUCCAAAAUACCCAUCUGAAACUUUGCCAAACGCCCGACUGGAUUUUUGUAUCUGAGAGACGUGAAGCUGAAAGGAUCUCUUCUCCUCACCUCAUCCACUCAAUGCUUUGCUCUUAAUUUCCAGUGUUUCGGUCCCUUCAUCCGUCUGAUCUACUUUCUUAAAGGUCUACUGAUAGAAUGCCGUGCCUCCAUCUGUGGGUUCGUCCACCCGUGUAACCAUAGCAGCAGCUGCAGCAGUUUGGAUGCAGGAACAGUCGGAUGUGACAGUGAUGUCAAGCAAUGAAGGCCUGCAUCUCAUGGUGGCUAAUUGAGGUAUCAGACCCCUAAAAUGUGAGGAGAUGUUUAAAACCAAACCUUAUGACUUUUAAGUUACAGUAUGUUCAAUUCAAUGCAGUAGUUUCUCUUCAUUGUUUUGUGUGGCAAUAAACAGCCUUUUCCCAUUGUGUGUUCAUUGA